Molecule: messenger RNA, 5679 nt
Organism: Lutra lutra (Eurasian river otter)
Lineage: Eukaryota; Metazoa; Chordata; Mammalia; Carnivora; Mustelidae
Gene: PIGG
Product: phosphatidylinositol glycan anchor biosynthesis class G
Exons: 13
Coding region: 136-2886 (916 amino acids)
Biological process (GO): GPI anchor biosynthetic process
Cellular component (GO): endoplasmic reticulum membrane
Source: RefSeq, a predicted model, not a curated record
GAUGACACACUGAGCAGGCACCAGUUAUGCGGGCCAGUUCACGUUUGUUCAGCGGCAGCUCCCGGAAGCCGCCCGUCGGGGCGAGGCUCGUACUGGGGUCAGGGACCCGGGAUCCGCGCCCAGCGGUUAGGCACGAUGCGGCUGGGCUCCGGGACCUUUGCCGCUUGCUGCGUGGUGAUCCAGGUGCUCGGGGUCGCGCUUUUCCUUCGGGGAUUCUUCCCGGCUCCGGUUCGUUCCUCCUCCAGGACGGAGCACCAAGCAGAGCCUCCAGCGCCUGAGCCCUCAGCUGGAGACCGUUCCAACUGGACCAAGCUCCCACCACCUCUAUUCAGAAAAGUUGUUAUUAUGCUGAUAGAUGGCUUGAGAGAUGAUUUUGUGUUUGGGUCAAAGGGUGUGAAAUUUAUGCCCUACACAACUUAUCUUGUGGAGAAAGGAGCAUCUCAUAGUUUUGUGGCUGAAGCCAAGCUGCCGACAGUUACUAUGCCUCGAAUCAAGGCAUUGAUGACAGGGAGCCUCCCUGGCUUCAUCGAUGUUGUCAGGAACCUCAAUUCCCCCGCACUGGUGGAAGACAACGUGAUCACACAGGCAAAAGCAGCUGGGAAAAGAAUUAUUUUUUAUGGAGAUGAAACAUGGGUGAAACUAUUCCCAAAGCAUUUUGUGGAGUAUGAUGGAACAACCUCAUUUUUCGUGUCAGAUUAUACAGAGGUGGAUGAUAAUGUUACAAGGCAUUUGGAUAAAGUAUUAAAAAGAGGAGAUUGGGAUGUGUUAAUCCUCCACUACCUCGGGCUGGACCACAUCGGCCAUGUCUCUGGGCCCAGUAGCCCUCUGAUCGGGCACAAACUCCAGGAGAUGGACAGCGUCCUGAUGAAGAUCCACACCUCACUGCUGUCCGAGGAGAGAGAGACUCUUGUACCCAAUUUGCUAGUUCUUUGUGGUGAUCAUGGCAUGUCGGAAGCAGGAGGUCACGGGGCCUCUUCUGUGGAGGAGCUUAACACCGCCCUGAUCUUAAUCAGUUCUGCAUUUGAAAGAAAACCUGGUGACAUCAGACGUCCAAAGCAUGUUCAACAGACUGACUUGGCUGCAACCCUAGCAAUAGGGCUUGGUUUGCCGAUCCCGGGGAACAGUGUUGGCAGCCUGCUGUUCCCUACAGUGGAAGGGAGACCCGUGAGAGAACAGCUGAGGUUUUUACAUUUAAAUGCAGUGCAGCUCAGCAAAUUAUUGCAAGAGAACGUGCCAUCCUACACAAAAGAGCCUGGAUUUGAGCAGUUUAAAAUGUCAGAGAGGUUGCAUGGGAACUGGAUCAGACUGUACUUGGAGGAAAAUAACUCAGAAGUCCUUUUCAACCUGGGAGCCAAGGUUCGCAGGCAGUACUUGGAGGCCCUGAGGACCCUGAGCCUGUCCCUGAGCAGACAAGUGGCCCAGUACGACAUCUACUCGAUGCUGGUGGGGACUGUCAUGGUUCUGGAGGUUCUAGUGCUGCUCCUAAUCAGCAUCCCACAGGCUCUGAGCAGCAAGGCUGAACUGGAGGUCCCUCUAUGGUCGCCUGUGUUUUCCCUGCUGUUUUAUUUGGUGUUCCUGGUUCUUUCUGCUCUUCAUGUCAUUGUGUGCACCUCGGCUGAGAGUUCGUGCUAUUUCUGUGGCCUCUCGUGGCUGACGGCAGGUGGAGUGAUGGCACUGAUCUCUGCACUGCUCUGUGCGGUUGUGUCUGCUCUUGCCAAGGUGUUUGCUGAUGGGAGACUCCUGAGGAAGAAUCCAGCUCAUCCAAAGGCACGAUGGUCGGAGUUAGAUGUCCUUAUCUUACUGGGGACCCUGGGCCACGUGCUGAGUCUGGGUGCGAGCAGCUUUGUUGAGGAGGAGCACCAGACCUGGUAUUUCCUCAUCAACACCCUGUGUCUGGCUCUGUGUCACGAGCUCUACAGAAACUGCUUUCUGAGGGAUGACUGUGAGCCCCAACCGUGCUCACACGUGGAGCAGGGACUCGUCAGCAGUGAGCCAGCAUUAUCGGACAGGAACAUCCACUGUAACGUGUCCGAGCCCCACAGAGUGUCUAAGAGCCCUACUUCCCUUGACACGCUCAGAGGCUAUGAGAAGUGGAUGGUGUUAGCAAGCCCAUGGGUGAUACUUACCUGCUGUCGGCUGCUGAGGUCACUCAACCAGACGGGUGUGCAGUGGGCCCACCGGCCUGACCUGGGGCAUUGGCUCACCAGCUCUGAUCACAAAGCUGAACUCUCUGUUCUGGCCGCCCUUUCGCUCCUCAUGAUUUUCGUGCUAGUUCAGAGGAGGUGCUCCCUGACGUCGAAAGUAGCCAUGGCACUUGGCCUGCUGGGCGUCUAUUGCUACCGUGCAGCCAUUGGAAAUGUCCUGUUCCCAUGGCAACGAGACAGCAAAGACAUUUCAAAGGGUGUUAUUGAAGCUCGUUUUGUUCAUGUCUUUGUCCUUGGCAUUCUGUUCACGGGCACCAAAGACUUGCUUAAAUCUCAAGUCAUUGCUGCAGACUUCACAAUCAAGACUGUGGGUUUAUGGGAGAUAUAUAGUGGAUUAGUUCUUCUGGCCGCUUUGCUUUUCAGGCCACAUAAUCUGCCAGUCUUAGUGUUGAGCCUCUUGAUUCAGACACUAAUGACUAAAUUCAUCUGGAAGCCUCUGAGGCAUGAUGCAGCUGAGAUCACUAUAAUGCAUUAUUGGUUCGGUCAAGCAUUCUUCUAUUUCCAGGGAAACUCCAACAACAUAGCCACAGUGGACGUCUCAGCAGGCUUCGUGGGCCUGGACACCUACAUGGAGGUCCCAGCUGCGUUCCUGACAGCAUUUGCCACAUUCGCAGGGCCUGUGCUAUGGGCCAGCCACUUAGUGAGCUUCCUGAGCACAGAAACCCACAGCUGGUUUUCCUGAGGACAAGGAAGAUGCCUAUAAGUGACCUUGUCUUCCUCGUACACACACUUUGGGAUCAUCCAUGAGAGAGUCCUCUUAGAGGCCCUGCAGGGCUGGUGGUCAACACUUGCAAGCCAAGGUACUGCUGGCCGAGCAGAGGGGUGUUCAGGCUUUCAUUCUGUCUUCGAACCCACGUGGGCUGCAAGACCACCACGGAGCCAUUGGUUCUCUCCCUAGCAGGGUCCUUGAUGUCUCUGUGCCUAGGAUUAGGUCAGGUUCGGAAGCCUCAAUCCUCGUCAGUGCCAUCAUGUGCGGGGGACUUAGGGGGCCACGAGUUGGCCUUGGAGAACUUAUCUGCCACAGUGCAUGUGGCUCCGCGAAGCAGGCCAUACCUGCAGCGUGCAGAUCAGCUGGAUGGGUGCGCCACGGCAGAGGAGGGCCAGACAGUGAGAGCCUGGACUGCUAUGAAGGACAGCUUCCUUGGCGCUGAAAUCACAGUUUGACUUUCCUGCAUUUUCAUCUGUUUAUACUGGGGAGACAAAAAGACAAAGCAUUUUUUUAUAAGUAAGCUGAAAGCAUUUUAAUUGGCCUAGGAGUAUUAUAGGAUAUUUUCCCUAAUUAAGGAAUGUUUCUCUUUUAUUUUAAAAAAGGGUUUUCCUUUUCCUUUUUUAAAAGCUUAAAACAUCAAAAUUUACUCAUUGGUUUUGGGGGGGGAGUGGUUCAAAGUCAAGAAAACUAGAGCCAGAUUAAAAUGGUAGAAAAAAAAUAUUUCUCAUGGCUCAAAAAUUGGGUCUUGGGUGGUCCAUGAUGCUUGGCUUCAGGAACUGGCUUCGGGUCUGGAGCCUGGUGGACAGCCGUGAUGAGCCAGGCUGCAAGGCCUUCAUCCAUUACCCUUAGGUGCACAUGGUUCUUUGCUGAAGUUUUGUGAAUGGUGACCCUACUGGGUGUUGCUAUGGCAGUAAGAAGGCAGAGUCUUCUGAAUAAGUCAGUGUUUGCUUUGUGUGACAUUGAAAUGCCAGGAGGGGCAGGUUCCUGGGAGCCCCAUUACCCUCACUGUCUGGUCAGUAGGCUCUUGUCUGAGAACAGACUCCAUGACACUUCCCAGAAGAGGGUAGCAGCGCCAUGAGCCACAAGCUUCCUCCAUGAAGCUUUUCCCAAGAGUUUCCCUCAGCAGGUGUUGGUGCAGUGGCCCUCGAAGGAGUUAAUGAAGUAAUGUCACAGGGCCCAGCUCCCUUGAGAUCUCUGCCUGAGGGACUGGAUCUUGAGUGGGACCCAAGGUGCAGGCGCAAGGGUUCCCCCGAGGAGUUCAUGGUCUGGCAGCAUUAGCAGAAAGAUGAGUCAGUCAUCUGCUGAGCGUGUCACAGAGAUGAGGUCAGAAUGGCUGAGCCCCUGAGUCUGCUGGGUUUGGUCAGGAUGGCCUCCCAAAGAAGUGCAUAUGGGUAAAAGUACUCACAACCAGUCAAGGGAGCGAGGAGGAGUACAUGCACAGGGACGAGGCCACAGGAUGGUGGCAAGUAGAAGCAAACAGACUGUUCCCUGCCAGGGGGCGAGGCAACAGCUAGAGAACCCAGCAGAAAGAAAGUAUUGGUACCAAGACCCAAGAUGGGGAGCCAGUGAGGUUUGGUGAGGGCUCAGCUGAGGGCAAGAGCUGUGAGUGUGCGGGGCCAGGCAUCCUUUGGCCCCUGAGUGGCUGUUGACACCUUUUGUCAGACAUUGAGCCUGCCGAGGGGAUCUGAGUGGCACAGGUAGUGGCACUGGGUCGCUAGGCCUAGGAGCCCCUUUGCGGAGCACAUAUGUGCACACACACCAAGGCACACUUGUACACACUCGCUUCUCCGCCUCAGGGUCUUUGCUCCCCCUACACAGAGCUCCUCAUUGCUCACCCUUCAUGCCCAGACCCUUCCCAGUGUGAUCAUGGUGCGCCCCCCCAGAUCCCCUAGAGCACAAAGAACAUCUGCUCCCCACCUGGGACUCCAGUAAUCCCACGUCCCCAUCCCUGUACACAGCCGUGCUGAUGUGAGUCCUACACAGUGAGGGUGUCUGCGUGUGUAAUGGGGGUCAUAUUUCAGGAAGGGGUGGGCAGUGGUGACAUGUGGCAUUUACCAGCCCCAGAAAGGCCACCUGUAGUCAUUGUGGUGUUUGAGGGGAGACGUCAGAAAUGGAACUGGGCUUUAACAAGAGCCUGGAAAUCCUGGCCACUGAGGAUCUGUGAGGUGUUGUGAGUGUGUGAUGGAACUCUCAUUUUAGAAGAAGCAGUCUCAGGAAGUUGCCUUCAAGAAUAGGUUAGAUUUCUGUAAUGAUUGUGUGAUGGUUUGACAAGAAAGGGAGGACAGGCGUAUGCUUUGAGGGUGUGCACAUGUUUGAGAAUGCUCUUCUUUGCUGUUAAUUUGCUUAGCACACCCUCUCAGGCCAGUGUCCCCAGACCAGACCCAUCAGAUGCCUCACUGGGCAGUACAAAGCAGAGCUCAAAACAUGUUUCUCAUCCUGUGUGAUUUUCAUUUCAUUAUGUUUCAUAGCAUUUGUGAUGCAUUUUACAGUAGUACAUGCACAUAACUCUUAAACAUAACUAUUGCAAAAUUUGGGGAUACACUUUUCACAAAUAUUUUGCAGGUUGAGUCACUGGAAAGUGACAAGACCGCCACCUGCAGCUGUUGUCCCCUUGGAUGGGCCCACCAGACUGACUAGAUUGGGCGGGGGGUAUACCAGGAACAAGAGUUACUACGGUCAUUUCCACAAUAAAAAUACUGAUUACGUGUGUGUUCAUACCUUAUGUGAUGCAAAAGUGCCAUAUACUAAUACACAUUCCCCUUGUAU